AUGGCAUCAAAACGUGAGGGAUCAAUUCUUGAUUUUUUUACUAAAAAAAUAAAAAAUACAACAUUGUUUUUAACAGAAGAAAUUGAGUUAACUGAAGUUUCAACAAUUUCUGAAGAUAAAACCCAUGACGCAUCUUCUUUAAUUCAAAAUGCACCUCUUGUUGAUCUUUUAAAUCCGUCCAAUAUUAAUGAUUUACCGGAAAUUUAUGAUGAAUCUGAAAACGAAUCUGAAUUUUUUGGUAAUUUUGAUAAAUCACCGAAUACAAAUAAACAAAUAUCACCACAACAAAGAACAAAUUUAUCUUUAUCUAAUCGAUCUACUCAAAUCGAAAUAGUUUCGUCCAAAUCUGAUAUCCAUUGUUGUAACUCGUCUAAACCAUAUCAUCCUGCUACAGAUGAUGAACUAGCCUUGACAACAAUCGACAAACGGUUAAAAAAAGUAUUUUGUCAUACAUGUCGAUAUGCAUUUGAACGUGAAAUUCAUCCAAAUAAAACGAAAUUCAAUCCUGCUUAUAGAAGUUUUAUAACAGAUGGUUUUUGUGAUUGGAAGAAUGCAAGAGAAAGAUUUAAAUAUCAUGAAUCAAGUAAAAUUCAUUCUGAUUCAAUAUAUGUUAUUAAUCAACAAACAAAGCCAACUGUAAUUGCACAAUUAAUAUCAAGAACCAAAAGACAACAAGAACAACAUCGAGAAUCACUUUUGAUACAAAUUUCUUCUCUUAUAUAUUUACUUCGACAAGGACGUGCAUUUAGAGGACACUCUGAUAUUGAAAGCAAUUUGAUUCAGCUGUUGAAACUUCGAAGCACUGAUAAUAAUUUCUUAAAAGAAUGGAUAAAUAACAAGAAAUAUUUAUCACAUGAUAUAAUUAAUGACCUUUGUAGAGAGAUUUAUUUAUUUAUUAUUCGAGAUAUUGUAAAGGAAAUUUCCAACAGAAAAUGUUUUUCUUUGACAUGGGAUGAGACAUGUGAUGAAUCAACACUUGAACAAUUAUGUUUUGGUAUUCGAUCUGUAAAUGAUAACUAUGAAAUUUUUGAAGAUGUUCUUGGUCUUUAUGAAUUAUCGCGGCAAAAUGCUGAGGCAAUUGUUGAAGUUAUUUUUGAUAUACUAACUCGUUGUCGUUUAAAUAUCUCUGACUGUCGCGGUCAGAGUUACGACGGGGCAUCGUCUAUGAGUGGAAUUUAUGGCGGUGUAUCAGCUUUAGUUUUAAAACAACAGUUUAAAGCUUUCUUUGUACAUUGUAAUGCUCAUUGUUUAGAUUUAGCGGUACAUGAUUUAACUAAUGAAUGUCCUACAAUUAGUAAUUGUAUAUUAUUCGCAAAAGACAUAAUUGAUUUUGUUCGUCUAUCAUCAAAACAUCUUUCUAUUUUAAAAGAAAUAUCCAAUCAAUUAUCAAUGCCUUAUUCAAAUCUUGCAUCGUUAUGUCCAACACGGUGGACUAGGCGUGCUGAAUCGUAUAAUUCCUUAUUAAAUAAUUAUGAACUAGUUCAAGGAGUCUUAUAUACACUUAUUGAAGAAAAAGGUGCUUCUGGUAUUAAAGCUAAUGGUUUACAUGAACAAAUGAACAGAUUUUAUUUAUUCUUUGGAUUAAAACUAGGUUAUUUACUAUUUUCAGCUACAGAAAAGCUUUCUCGUAUUAUACAAAGUUCAAGUUGUUGUUUACAAGAUGUUCUUUCUUCAACUGAAUCUCUUAUGCUUUAUUUUGAACGUAUUCGAGAUGAUAUUAAUUUUAAAUCAUUUUAUACUAAGGUACUUAAAGAGAGCAAAAGUUUAACAGACAAACCCAUCCUAGCACGACAUCGAAGACCACCAAGACGUUAUCAAUCAAGUUCAGAUUCUGUCGAAUUUUCUAGUUAUGAAGAGUUUUAUCAUCAACAAUAUAUGAAAUCACUUGGAAUUGCUGUUAAUAUGUUACAAAAUCGAUUUACACAAAAGAACUUUAAAUUAUUAUGUAAUGUUGAGAAGUUUAUUUUUUAUGCAGAGAAUAAUUCACUUGAUGAUUCAAAUGAUUACUUUCAAUCAAUUAUGGAUUUUUGUUAUGGUGAUAUUGAUGUUGAAAAAUUGAAGGUGGAAGCAUUAAUGAUUGUUGAUUUCUAUCAAUCAGUAAUUAAGACAAAUCAGAUGAACAUAAAACAAAUCGCAAAAAUUUCAACAAUUUGUGAAAUUUUUAAUUCAUGUGAAGUAGGUAAAGAAAUGUUUAAAGAAUAUCAGAAAUUAAUCAAAUUAUAUUUAACUAUUCCUGUUACGACUGCAACAGCAGAACGUACAAUUAGUACGUUAAACAGAUUAAAAACUGCAAUUCGUUCUACGAUGACUCAAUCACGUCUUAAUCUCUGUCUGCUAUUACAUAUAUACAAAGAAAAAAUUGAUAAAAUUGAUCCACGUCAAAUAGCAUCCAAAUUUAUAUCAUCUAGCGAAAAAAGACAACAUUUUUUUGGUUUAAUGCUCUAG
Rotaria socialis is the source of this 2445-nucleotide messenger RNA. The record is from the annotation of a GenBank genome assembly. NCBI's taxonomy places the organism in Eukaryota, Metazoa, Rotifera, Eurotatoria, Philodinida, Philodinidae.